Molecule: messenger RNA, 1256 nt
Organism: Thalassophryne amazonica
Lineage: Eukaryota; Metazoa; Chordata; Actinopteri; Batrachoidiformes; Batrachoididae
Product: glucose-6-phosphate exchanger SLC37A2-like
Exons: 11
Biological process (GO): phosphate ion transmembrane transport; glucose-6-phosphate transport
Cellular component (GO): endoplasmic reticulum membrane
Molecular function (GO): glucose 6-phosphate:phosphate antiporter activity
Source: RefSeq, a predicted model, not a curated record
UUUCUGCUCUCCAGGCGUGGCUUCAUCAUGGGUGUGUGGAACUCUCACACUUCAGUGGGAAACAUCCUGGGCUCCCUCAUCGCUGGAGCCUUCGUGGCCUCGUCCUGGGGAAUGUCCUUCAUUGUCCCUGGAAUCAUCAUUGCCUCCACUGGGAUCCUGUGCUUCUUCUUCCUGAUAGAGAGACCUGAAGAUGUUGACUGCACUCCUCCCCAGCACCAUCAGAAUCAGGAGGCAGAGCCGCCCCUCCAGAACUGUUCCACCAGUGACAAACGUUCCACCACUGAUGCUGAAAACACCGUUGAGGACCAUACUGAGGCCAUCAGCUUCUGUGGAGCUCUGUGCAUACCUGGCGUGGUGGAGUUCUCCCUCUGUCUGCUCUUCGCCAAGCUGGUCAGCUACACCUUCCUCUACUGGCUCCCCCUUUACAUCGCAAAUGUUGCACAUUUUGAGGCAAAGCAGGCAGGCGACAUGUCCACGCUGUUUGAUGUCGGAGGGAUUGUGGGCGGUAUCACGGCCGGGCUGGUGUCGGAUUACUCUGGUGGCAGAGCAUCAACGUGUUGUGUACAGAAGUGCCGUCUCCAAUUCCUGGUUGUACUGACUGAGGGACUGAUCCACCUCAGAAUUCCUUCCAAAUUUGGAAAUAAACUGGAGACUGCUGUCAGAGAGCCCAUCCAACAGGAGUCCAUCCAGGUGGAAGUCAUGCUAGAUAAGAACUUCAGCAGUAUCCUUGAACUGACCUGUACUUCCAUUGUGUCUUUCGUGCAACAGGGAACACAUGAGAGUCUGAGAGGAAACUCCAGGGCGCUGUCAACAGUCACAGCCAUUAUCGAUGGCACUGGCUCAAUAGGAGCAGCGUUGGGUCCUCUGUUAGCAGGACUGAUCUCCCCCACUGGCUGGAACAACGUCUUCUACAUGCUCAUCUCUGCUGAUGUGUUGGCCUGCCUGUUUUUGUCCAGACUGGUUUACAAGGAGGUUCAGGGCUGGUGCGGACGCUCCACACCCUUUGAAAGAUUGACAGAAAUCUGAAGUCCGUCGGGUAAAGCAGCCCAGGCCUCAUCAGGAUGGAUCGCCUUUGCCUCAUUCAUCUCUCUCUUCUUCAUCUUAUGUCUUUAUGGAGACAAAACUCUGUUUCUGGAAUAUUACUGAUCUGCUUUGAAUCUGCUUUGUCUCUGCUGAAGGAGCCAUGUGUCCUGUUCACUGAUGGACCUCAGAUCAGCAUCACUGUUGCCUCGUGGGUUCGAUUCCACUGCAUCCUG